AUGCAGGCACCAUCUCGCCGCAAGAGUGUGUACAUGGCAAUGAUGCCUCGGAACGAGAACCGCGAGAUUCACUGGCAAAUGGCCCAAACAGAGAUCUUUCAAUGCCAAGCGGACCAUGCUUGCUUCCCCAUCGGGGAGGUAGAGCUACCAACACGACUCGUCGACCUCAGUAAUCACGCUAACAACUUGAUCACGAUCAAAAACACAGCAGAAGUUGGCAAGAAUCCCAAAUACGCCGCCUUGUCAUACUGUUGGGGCAAAUCGAAUACGUUCACAAUCACUUCGGCGACAUUGGCCGACCGACAGCAAGGAUUCUCUCCUUCGGCACUGCCUCUCAGUCUGCAAGAUGCCCUUCGAGUAGCGCAAGGACUCCAUAUGCAAAUGGCCAGUAUCUACAAGAACUCUUUCAUCACAAUAGUCGCAGCCAAUGCCCCAGACUCCGGCGAUGGCUUCUUUUCUAUAGCCGCGCAUCAAUGCCAGAUUCCUGUCAAGCCUCCACACGAGGAUACCCAGAACACAUCAGUCAUUCUAGACACCAGCGUUCAGUUCAAAGACGAGCCUAUCAGUCGCCGGGCAUGGGCUCUCCAAGAAUGGGAACUGGCUCCUCGGCGGCUGGUUUUUACUUCCUCCAGGAUCCAUUACAUCUGUCCUCAUUCUUUGCUUGACAAGAUCAAGAUGAAACCUUUCUUUCCCAUGUACACCCCUUGGCUCCAAAGAGAAGGAGUUUUUGCAUCGUUUUGGGAUGGCCUUGUGCAGAACUAUUCAUCCCGGAAUCUUACCAAUCCAGCAGACAGACUCCCUGCAAUAGAAGGAAUGGCCCGGGAAUUCGACACAUUACUGAAUGGUAGGCUAGGUCGCUACUUGGCGGGCCUAUGGCACAAGCAGCUGGAGAGAAGUUUGCUUUGGCGGCAGGGAGGGGCACUAGAUAUUUUCUUGCCCAAAUCUCAGAAAUCCCGACCAGAGAAAUGGGUGGCUCCGUCAUGGUCAUGGGCAUCCGUGCAAGGAUCCGUUGACUUUGCGUUUGCACAAACCGGAGAGAGCCUCGUGGAUAUCAUUGGUGCAGAAACCACGUUAAACUCCCCCGGGAAUCCUUACGGGAGGGUUACCUCGGGGUCUCUAACCAUCUCGGGUCCGUGCUUGGCUACCAGAGCUGCAGGCAGUCAUGGUAAAGAUUCUGAUGGUCCUAGAUGGCUUAAUUAUAAGGACGAAUGGGUCGGGUACAUAUUUCUUGACGCCGACCAAUACAGCCAGGAACAUCAUGAGGUAUUGCGGAGUCAAGACACUUUGUAUUUUCUCGGUCUCAGAAGUGAACGGCACCCAGAACAAGUGGGCGAGAAUGUUAGGGGACUGAUAUUGAUGGAAAGAUCUCCGUCUUUGUUCUACCGCGUUGGUGCUUUUCUUGACCGGGGAAAGUCAUCGUGGUUUGAGGGAGCAGAAAAGCGAACAUUGACCAUCUUUGACAAUCUGCGGUGUGUAAGGCGCGUCAGGUGUAUCGACACCUUGAAAAAUGAGUCCGCGGUUUUCAGUGUGUGGUGUUGGAUCGCCGCUAAGGUGCGAACACCGGGCCGGGACGAUCGUCCCAAUCCUCCUAAAUCAUCGACAUAUUUCUCCGACAUUGAGUCCAAAGAUUACGACCAGCCGGCUUGCUUUUGUCUUGCUUUGUGUACACAUUAA
Colletotrichum lupini is the source of this 1674-nucleotide messenger RNA. Its product is annotated as HET domain-containing protein. The transcript has 5 exons. Lineage: Eukaryota; Fungi; Ascomycota; Sordariomycetes; Glomerellales; Glomerellaceae. The coding region runs from base 1 to 1674 and encodes 557 amino acids. The record is from RefSeq and is a predicted model, not a curated record.